AUGGAGGACGGUAAACAGGAACAUAGCAUUUCAGAGGAGGGUGAUAUGGCACAAAGCAAGCCAAAACAGCGAGGAGUCGGCUGUAAUCCUUUUAAAAGAAGAGAUGAAAAAUAUUCCAGUGAAAAAUACGAGGUACCUUUGGUAGGUUUCGAACCCGAAGCCGCGAAGCAAAGACCCUCGUUUGUUUAUGAAGAUCCAGCUCUAGAGAGUAGUGAGGUCGUAACCCCUAUAUCACCUCAUGCUUUAAAGUUGUUUGAAGCUAUCCGAGAAGAUGAAAUGGAACUGGUUGAAGCGGAGCUUUCUACUCUAACAGAUAAGCGCGAAAUCGAUAAAUUAGGCGGACAUGGGUUUGCCCUAAUCCAUGUCGCUGCUCGGUAUAAUUUCAGCAGAAUAGUGACGACACUACUAGAUCAUGGAGCGAAUAUCAACGUGGGGACGGGUGACUAUCGAUGGACGCCUCUUCAUCUAGCAGCCAGGUGUGUUGAAACAUUUAAACGUUAUAUUCUACAUUACAUCUAUUCUAACGUUUCAGAAUCGACCCUUGAAAUUUACAUAUUGCUUACAAGAAUCACUGAAAUUAUCGCUAGCUUGCGUAAUCGAAUGUGUGCAACACGCGUGAAGAAUUUGUUUAUUGCAUUUGUUAUUUUUAGGGAAAGUUCAUUUAAUAUUGACAAGGGGGGAUGAAGAUAUUGAAACUCGAAGCUUGAAAUUUUAGCAGCCCCCCUCGCUAGCGGUUCAAUUUUUUAGGAGCCCCCUCCUUGGUAGUCGAAAAAAUUUCAGAGCCCCCCCACCUCCUCCUUCAAUUCCUUCGCUCCCCUGAAAAAAGAUUGCUAGACUGUAUUAAAUAUAUUUACCGUUAUUGUCUUCAAUGGUUUAUACUAUGACAAACUUGAGAUACAGUUGUGUUACAAUUUUCUAAAGCAUUUUUGGGAUGAACAAGAGUGUAAUAAUUACUGAGACUACAUUUGUUAUAUCUGUGAACCACGUGAUAUAGCUGAGUUGCACAGGUCAUGAAAUUGUUGAGUUGAAAACCAUCCAAUCUGUAUGAUGAAUGUGUUGGUUUGUUGGUUUUGGACCCCCCCCCUCCUAGCGCAACAAUUUUUUCAGAGCCCCCCCUUCGGGUGUCUAAAAAUUUUCGGAGCCCCCCCUCAAUAUCUUCAUCCCCCCCCUUGUCAUAUUAAAUGAACUUUCCCUUAGGAAACUAACUUUUAUUGCUUUCUUUUGAAGCUGAAGGAGAAAACAAUCCAAUAUUCCCCUCUCUCUCCUCUCAUUUGAAAUUUACGUAUUGUAUGUUGUAAAUUGACAAAUCAGAUAUUAAAAGGAAAGUCAUCACAUACUGUACUGUAACAAUUUUCGUAUUGUUUGCAAUACAUUUUUUAACCUCAAAUUAAAUUAAAAGCAUCUCGAUAUUGAUGCCUUUCUUGGAUGAAUUACGUGACUUCUCUCUUAACAAAUACACUAUCAAGUGCUUUUAUUGGAUUAAUUGAUUUGCAAAUAUUUCUAAGUUUGACGGCAAGAAAGUCUCCGCGAUUGAGUUUUGUCAGUUCUUUCACACACACAAUAUCGAUGGUAAUUUAAAUCAAAAUUUGAAGGAAGGAGGAAAGCUUUGUUACGACUGAUGUAGAAUGAAUUCGAAGCGUUAAGUGAUCAGGGCGUGACUGUGAGGCUGUGGUUUAUAGUUUUAAGUAAAGUACCCAGUUUUCUGGAAAAUUUCACCGUUGGUUGUAAAACAACCAAUCUGCCCUGAGAAAAAGACGGCGAAGACGAAUUUUAGCGUUCCCUAAAACAGUCAACCCCCCGGGGGGGGUGGGGCUCAUGAGAAUUCUUGUUGAGGGUGUGCUGCCCGGUUCUCCAAAUCCUGACCCUACUUCAGACCUAGCCUGGCCUUUAAGAAAUUAUGUCAUCACAGGUCUGGCUCCUGGUCAUCAUUACUUAGAUUAGAAUAGCAACAAAAAAAUUCUUAAACCAUUUGGAAUUCGCAUAUUUCUCUUUACACUCUUAGUUUCCUCGAAAACCAUACUCGAUUCCAGACCAAAAUGAGCCAAGUCUGUACCCGUUUUCAGACCAAACCCGUGCUAAAACCCUACCUUUUGGGGCGGCACAUACCUAUAUGGCUUAUAUAGGGGAGUACCCCCCAGGGGGGGGGCAGCCCAAGCCGGUCCCUAAACAGUGAUGGUAAACCGUUACAGCUUACAAAGAAGUUGUUAAAAAAUUAAUAUAAAUCAUUAUUAUUAUUAUUAUUAUUAUUAUUAUUAUUAUUAUUAUUAUUAUUAUUAUUAUUAUUAUUAUCUCUUUUAUCACAGUCUUUUCUGCUGUUCUCUUUGUGCAUCAGCCAGGUGCAAACCAUGCACCUAGAGUGUCAGUCACUCAAGUCAAUCAUUCUGUUCAUACACUGAGCACCUCUCUGAGGAUUCGCGCAGAUGCCAGCAUGCAGAUCUUUUGAAUCUCUGUCAUAGUAGCUCUCUCUGAUACUUUCUUGAUGUUUUCUACCAUACCCUUCUUCACUGAACCAAGCACACCAACAACCACAGGGAUCACUACGGUUUUCAUAUGCCACAUUCUCUGUAUUUCUAGUUCUAGGUCUUUGUACUUGCUUUUUUUUUCAGUUUCCUUCAGUGCGAUGUUUCUAUCUGAUGGAACAGUCAUAUCAAUCAGUUUGCAGGUGGAAUUCACUGAAUCUUUAAGGAUGAUGUCUGGUCUGUUCGCUAGUUCUAUCAGUAUUGACUGGCAUGUCCCACAUGAUGGUGAUGUUGUUAUCUUUAUUGUGCAUCACGGUCUCAGGCUCGUGUUCGUACCAUUUGUCUGUAAUCUCUAUAUCGUGAUCUAUACAGAUGCUCCAAUGGAGAUAUGCUGCAGCAUUAUUGUGCCUGGAGAUGUACUCUGUUUUGGCUAAUACCUCACAUCCAGAUACAAUAUGGUCCACCAUCUCUUCAUGUUGCGAACACAUUCUGCAUUUGCUCUCCACUUGCUGGCCACAUAUUACUUUCUGGUUGUUUCUGGUGUUUAUUGCCUGGUCUUGAGCUGCUACAAGUAGUCCCUCUGUUUCUCCUUUCAAAUUAUUUGACAACCAUUUGUUGGGGAUGACUGUGUCUACAUGAGGCUUCCCUAGGAUCUUUGGAUACUGGCCAUUCAAUGCUUUGUUUUUCCACUUUUUUAUUGUAAUACAAGAACAUGACUUCAAUGUAAUCCUCUCGUGUCCAUUUCUGUCUGGUGUUUCUUCUAUCUGUGUUGGUACCUGCUCGUUCUGGUGUGGAAGGACCCUGUUGGGAGAGACUCUGAGAUGGGUUGGCCGCCACUGCAGGUUGAGAGGGUAGAUCAGUAGACAACUUUUUGACCUCAGCCCCUGACCACUCACUGAGGGACGCGCUCCUUGAUGACCCGCGCGACGAGCGAUGCGGUAUGAAUUCCUUACAUUUCUACUACUCAUAUUGGUGAAGAUGCUAUUUGACCCAUAGCUGGAGAGAGGCUAUCCCGCGCCAGAUCUCAACUUGGUAUUUCUAACCCUCUCGGGUUUAUUAUUAUUAUUAUUAUUAUGAAUGAAUAGUUUUUUCUUUUUUUCAGGCGAAUUAAUUGUAAAUAGGGUUUUAAUAAUUAGCAUUGUUGUCAAUAAAAUUUUUUCAUUAUUUUACAUUAGUAUUAUUAUUAUUAUUAUGAUUAUUAUUAUUAUUAUUAUUAUUAUUAUUAUUAUUAUCAUUAUUAUUAUAGUAUUAGGAUGGGUAAUCAAAUGGUGACCAGUGGAAUUAAUGAAUAAUUUCACGCGUGAUUUGUCCUAAAGGCUAGGGAAAUUAUUGCCCCCGAAGGGUCCCGGACCGUAAAUCCCCCCGCGUAGAGAAGUAUCGUUUUUUACAUUGUAUUGGUAAUAGAGGAAUUAAAUUAACUGCAAAAACCGUGGGCGAAGAUCCUGCUAGUUAAAAACAUUGGAUCGCCAGAAAGAGAUCUAAUCAGCCAAAAUAUUAAGAACCUAAAACGAGAAGUCCAAAGACUCCUGCGAUGCUGAUCAGAACGACUUGUUUUGUUUUUUCAUAACAAUAUUUCGGCUCACCGUACCAGCGUUCUUCAGGCUUACAGAUGUUACUGCACUUAUGAUAGGAAUGUGUUAAAAGUUAUACUUUUUAAGCUACAGGUGAAACACGCUCCAUCAUUUCACACAUCACUUGUAACACUGAAAACGUGAUCUACAUGGCUCAAUGUAACCGUUGUAAUUUACAAUGUAUAGGUGAAACUAAGUAACGCAUCAAAGACAGAUUUAACGAACACAGACGUGCAGUCCACAAAACUAACAUUAAUUCUAAACCCACUACUGUUUCUCAACACUUUCUCUCUCACUCUAACCAUUCUCAUACUGACAUGAAGUUAAUCCCACUAGAGAAAAUUCAUUCUUCACGUGACUCAGUUCGUGAGGCUAGGGAGUCGCAUUUGAUAGAUAAGGCCAUGACUCUUGAACCUAAUGGCCUAAACCACCGUGACGAAUUACUAUAUAAUAUUGUGUUUCUUAUCAUAAGUUCAGUAACAUCUGCAAACCUGAAGAAGGUUGGUAUGGCCAGCCGAAAUAUUGUUAUGAAAAAACAAUACAUGUUGUUCUGAUCAGCUUUGCAGUAGUCUUUGGACUUCUCGUUUUUGGUUAUUAGUAAUAUGUAAAUCUUCUCGAUUUGAAGAAACUAUGCGCGCAAGGUGGUCCCGGUUUAUUUUUCAGCAAGCGCGCGAAGUGGUCUUGGCUACUUCUGUUCUGCAAGCGCGCAAGGUGGUAUCGGCAAAUUCUGGAAACACGUCGUUGACUGGUCAGCAUUAGAUUCCAUCCUCCAGAACCACCUUCCCCUUUUAGCUACACUUACAUAAAAUCUCCAAGUCUCUUAAAAUUUCUACUCUUCUAAUCUUUUGGGGGAUCCAAAUGUAAAUUUGUUUAAUUUUAUGCUUCUCCUGGUCGAUUAUGGUUACGUUUUGUGUUUUACUGCGAACGAGCUCCAGCAAAACUCAAAUGUUUUGUUUAAAGAAUAAUAUAUUCCAGGAAUAUUGACGGAUUCAUCACGUUCACGACCCCGUUUACAUUUGACCUUUGUGGCCUUUUUUCUUUUGUCUGUCAUUAGUGAACAAUGGAUAAAACAAUAUAAAUACUAAGUCGACGAAUCAGAGCUCGUCAAGAAAUUCUUGGAGGCGUCGAAGGCCUUCGGCCUGACCAUCAGCCUCAGUAAGACCGAGGUACUGUACCAGCCUGCUCCAAACACCACACCCGUGGAGCCAAACAUCAGCAUCGAUGACACUCCGCUGGCAAAUGUCGACAGCUUCAACUACCUGGCCUGGACAGCAUCAUCUUAAACGACGGAUUCCUGGAUAAAGAAGUCACGUCUAGGAUCAGCAAAGUAAGCCAAGCGCUAGGGAGGCUGCGCGCAAAGGUUCUCAAUCACCAUUACAUUUGCCUCUCUACGAAGCGGAAAGUCUACAGAGCUAUAGUCUUGACCGCUCUGCUUUGUGAAUGCGAGACUUGGACACUAAACCGAAGGCGUGUCAAACAGAUGGAGAACUUUCACUUGCGGGCCCUCCGUUCCAUACUUGGCAUGCGUUGGCAAGACCGUAUCACAAACCUAGAGCAUUCUCUGCGGACAUCACAGCAACGGAGCUCCAAUGCCCCACCUGCUCCUGCAGACUCUGCGCUUCCAGACUGGGUUUGCAGAGCCACCAGAGAAUCCAUGGAUGAUCACACAACACGCAAUCCACAACAGACAGUCUUCUUCGGACAAGAUGGACAACCACCAAACAAGCACGUUUAAAAGACGAGUUCUUUCGAAAUUUGCGCCACAUUUUAUGGUCCGCACUUCUUUCACUAGCAAAAGAAAAUAAGUGUUGUGACCUCUCUAGAACUACAAUGUAAACGCAACUAAAUCACACGUGUCCAAGAACACGUAUCGGGAAUAAUGGUGUACAUAUUUCUAUAUUUUGUUUGAUUAGCUCUUUUAGGCACUUAAUAGAGUGGUAUUAUUCAAGCUACUGAUUUAACCAAGUCCUCUUGUUUGUCUUAGAUUCAAUGGUCUCUCCACUGUUGUCGAUGUUCUUCUGCCACGAGGCGGUGAUCCCUCGCUGAGAGGGAAAAGUGGGAACACCCCACUUCACUUAGCGGCGCGUGGAGGACAUGAAGAGAUCGUUAAAGUUCUUUUGGAUCAACCGUCCGUUGAGGUUGACGCUAAAGAUAAUUCUGGAAAAACUGCUCUUCAUUUUGCCUGCAGCGAAGGUCACAGAAAGGUUUGUCAAAUCUUGUUGAACUUCGGAGCGGACAUAAAAGCGAUUUCAGCGGACAAGACAACUCCGCUUCACAGUGCCAUUUUCAAUGGACAUUCAGAGGUUGCGAUGAUGAUUUUGAAGCGAGGUUAGAGGUUAUUGAUUUAACAGUAAUUGCAGUGAUUCCUUCGGAGUGUAAAGAGUCCUUGUUUAUUUAUUUAUUUAUUUAUUAUUUAUCGAACGAUACCCUGUGGGUCAUUAAAUUUAGGUCUUCCUAACGAGUUAGUCAUAUAAAUCUGGAAGCGUCUCACUGUAAUGCAAGUCCUCUGUGAAAUUCUGGUGAUGACAGAUAAAUGCUGACUGCUAAUUUGCUGGAUAGCACACAUUUCACUUAAACGUUCAAAUAUGCACUACUAAAAACUUUAUGGAGACAUUCCCUGAUCGUAUCAACCUGCUUAUCUGGCGGUAAGUGAAUAGGUUGGUGCUUUAACCGCCGCGCGUACACGGUAGCUAGCUGCGACGUUUUUCGUCUGCUGCGGGAUCUUAGUUUGACUCGUCCCUCGCUGCUCGCUGCUUUAUACCCCAAACAAAAACAGCAACAGCACUCAUAGAAAGAAGUCGUAGCGCAGAUAAAUCCCGCCACCUACCUAGGCUAGUGUAAACAUAGUGAGAUUGAAGAGAGCACAGAGCCUGGGGACUAGACUCCUAAAAGUCGUCUUUGGUCGUAAUAAUGGGCUGAUCGUAUGGUGAAGGUGUACUGUGUAAGUGAAUUCUCCUCUUAACUGUCAUUGUUUUUGUACUUUACAGCUGCCGACAGAGAUGUAGAUACUAACGAGAAAGAACUUGUGGGAACUUGUGACUUACAGGACACCACAGUCUUGCACAUGGCCGCAUGGAAUAAUGACGUCAAGACUGCUGAGUUAUGCCUUGAGAAAGGCGCUGAUGUCGACUAUCUUAAGUGUGGCUCGGUCACUGCCCUUCACAUAGCGGCAAUGAAAGGAAAUCUUGAGGUGGCGGAUUUGCUUAUUUCAAGAGGUGCUGAUGUGAACAAGAAAGACGGGAACUCCAAAACACCUCUCCACAGGUUAAUUCAAUUUGCAUUGAAUAAAGAUUGUUCAGACUAAGCAAUACUGAGUACUUUAAGUGUUGAAUGAACGUUCCAUAGAAUUUUGCCCAUAGUCUAGAAAAAUAGCAAAAAAAAGGCUAAACUAGAAGAAUUUUGGUGGUAACGUUGUAGGUGACCUAAAUGUUUGUCAGGUAGUCGCACGUGAAACAAAUCGAACAAACGCAAAUUUUCGUUCUAGGUCUCAACAAAAAUGAUUAUUUAAUCAGUGAAGAACAUUCUUGUUUCCAGAUUCAUGUCGGUUAAUUCGCAAAUCAAUAUUCCCGGCAUGACAAUACUAAUGUUCUAGUUUUGCAGGACCUUAAAAGUAUCUCCAUGUUGUCUUCUUAAUUACCAGUCUGGAACUGAAAAAGAAAAAAAAAACAGCGUUUCGUAAAUUUUAUGCUUCAAUCACUUAACUAACCCUUUGCUUAUCGUUUCCAUGUAGGGCCGCUAUGUUUAACCAGUUAAACCUUAUUGAAUUUCUUGUGGAAAAGGAGGCAAAAAUUAAUGCUCGUGACAGUGAAGGUCGUUCUCCUUUCUUGAAUGCUGUUGCUGCUGGGCACGUGGACUGCGCCCGAGUUCUUCUCAAAAUUGGAGCUGAUUUGAGCGCAGCGGACUUGCAUAUGAAAACCUGUCUUCAUAUUGCAGUAGAGAACGAGCACUUAGAGAUGCUAUCAAUGCUUUUGGAAAGUCGUGCGGGGGUAAGCUGUUUAAACAGAGGAGAUUUGAAGGAUAGAGUUCCUCUGCACUACGCGGCGAAGACAAGAGACAUCAAGGUAACGUUGGAACGGAACUGUUAGAAAGCAAUUCAACAGCACUUUUUUAUCACCGCCAGAGAACUUGACAUAACGGCACCUUUACAUAGAAGUGACUAUAAUAAAGUGGAACCUCUAUAAAAGGGCGUUCUAUAAGCCACCACCAUUUUCCUCUCUUUUUACCAGAGUCUAGGCGGAGAAAAGUUUCAGUAAAUCACCGUAAACAGUACCUCUAUAAAGCAGCCACCUGUUCUUUCUUCGAGGCUAACCGCUUAAUAGAGAUAUCUUUAAUAGAGGUCCGCCGUACUGUAUUUAAGGCAGAACGUGAAAUUCGUUCGAAAGAAUACUUUUCCCGGCUAACUGGUUAAUGAAUCGCAAGUCAUAGCUAUUUUCCAAAUGUACACCUUCCCAACAUCAGGGAAGGUAGUCUGGUAGUCUGACUCUCUCAUGUUUGCAAAUGGUGGUGGCGGACGGGAAUGCCAUUUAUGUGAUAGGGAGCCUACAUCAGUCAGUUUUUUUCUAGGACAGACAUUCUUAGGCAUAGACCAUCUUUACAGCUGUACACUUCAGGGAGGUGUCCAUUGAGAAAGAGUUGACUGUAUUUUAAAACAGUCGAACUCACUCUAUAUUAGGCGUUUUGUGUUGAGUGAUGUACUGACAAGUUUGUCCGUCGAUACUCUAGGAACUUACCGAUAGAUGGCAGCUUGACCCUUUAAGCUCCAGUAUCUCUGCACUUUUCUUUAUACAUUCUUGCGGUACUGCUCGAGAAAAUUUCUUCAAACAUCAAGACAUUUCAUCUCGGGACCUGUAGUGUUGUUGUUGGGAGAAAUUGGUAGCUGUUCACUAUUGGAGCUUAAAGAAUUAAUGACAGGCCGCUUAAUAGAGAUUCGGCUGUAAAUGCAUUAAAAACAAUAAAUGACACUGACUCUGGCAUACGGAUUCAUGUUUGUAGAUUUUAGAGCUCAUCUUAUCCAAGCAGAAGCGCUUGGGCUUCAAUGAUGAGAGUAACAAGACACCGCUUCACCUUGCAGCAGAAAAGGCCUCAUCCAAACACGUCGAAGCUCUGGCAAAGCGCAUGUCUGAAGUAAAUGCGCGAGACGAUCUUGGCCGAACGCCAUUGCACAGCGCUGCAAGGAAAGGGCAGAGGCAAGAGAUAUAUUCUAGAAUAUUCUCAUUUUUCUUCACAGUUAUCGCUGUUUUUCCAUUAUGGGUGAAAGUGAUCUUUGCUACUUGUUUGUAUGCAGAGUGGACCGUAGAUCAAAGAUGUCCUCACAGCAAGCCAUAGUGUCGUAAAACUUGGAAACUCGAACCUCAAAAAUUUUGUGCGACUAUUAAGUCGUCCUUUUGUUUUGAAAGAAUGAUUAAAAUCGAUCACGAUUACUCGAAUAGAUAAAUUUUAUGUUUUGAUUGCCUCCUGAAAUACCACGUAAGAUUGCUUUUAUCCCAUCAAUCCUAAAGCGCUUGAAAAGAUGGCGGGUAUCGUGAAUAAGGUUUAUUCCGUGAGACAAUUACCAUUUCCAUCUUUCCUUUAUUCUAUUCACCAUUGGCAUAUCCUCCAUUAUGCACUUUGCUUAACCCCCCCGGCCAAAAAAGCAUAAACUUUGCUUUUCAUUUAUGGACUUCCUUUUUUUAAGCGGGGGGGCGGGGAGGAGAGAGCAAGGUGUGCUAUGGGAGAUUGCAAGUGGCGAAUAAGGGAAUCCAAGACGGUUUUACAAAGCUACCUGCAUUUUGCAUUUGUUUUCCUUUGUAAUAGGAAAUCCUGUCUGGUACUUCUUAGCAUGGGAGCUGAGGUCGACAGCAGGGAUAACAAGUUUCGAACACCUCUGAUGUGGGCUUCUCAGGGAAACCACACAAAAUGUGCCGAUGUUCUUCUUGACUCCAAAGCUUGUGCUGACCUACAGGAUGUCGGUGGUGAUACUGCUUUGCAUGUAGCGUGUGGUCAGGGUCAUCCAGCUAUUGUGACUUUACUGUUGGACCAUGGUGCAUCCUCAACAUUGAGAAAUAAGCAAGGUCUUGCUUGUUUGGAAGUUGCCGCGAAAGCAGGAUCGUGUGAUGCCGCCAUGGCGAUUGCCAAACACGAAAGGUUAGCAGAGUAAUUUUCACUCAGUAAUAAUUAGCUUAAACCAACACGAUAACAAUAACGUUACUACAAAUUGCAAAUAUAUUAUCCCACCGUUAAUUUUGUAAUACCUGCUUGAAACCCCACCUCUCCCCACACCCCAAACAAACAAAGAAAUGGGUUUGAAGCCCACGAAGACUCGUUAUAACUUAACAGAUGGUAAUCCAAAGGAGUUUUCGAAAGGACAAUAAAGUAAUUGGAAAUACACGACACAGACAAGGAUCGCUAUUUUCAUUUUCAAUUCCUGAAAUAAAAUUGGUUGGUUUUUCGUCUCUCGAUGAAAAGAAGCGACCUACGUUCUUUGCGUCAGUAUACAGAUAGAAAAUCAUGUUUGCCAAGUCUGGACCGUUGGAGAGUCCACGUUAUGUAACACUCCUAAUUAAACAAUUUAUAAUGUUUUUUAUGAAUACUUCAUAAUAUAUUGUGUGUGGGGAGAUGUCGAAUGUCAAGUCAUUUUAUUUGUUUUUACCUGCAACUUUUUAAGGUGGAAGGAACUUGAGCAAUAUCAAACAUCAAACGGUAAAACCGCAAUCUCACUCCUGGUUGAAAACUUCCCUGGAGCAGCUGAAGUUGUUCUUAAUCAGUGCGUACGUUGCUCGGACCAUCUCAACCCAGCCGACCCAGACUACGCUGUAACUUAUGACUUCAAGCACCUAGAUCCUGGUCCAGAUGCUGACAUGUCGAGUGGAAGGUUUUCUACAGUUCAGGUGAUGAUAAAGCACAAGCGUGAACGACUUCUUCUACAUCCUCUUACGCUGAAAUUUAAUGAACGAAAGUGGCAGAGUUUAGGAAGAUAUGUCUUCUUGUUCGACCUUGUCACUUAUCUCUUGCUUAUGGCGCUCUUUACUGAAUUUAUUGUCCGUCAAAGGAGAGGCCAGACCUUCAAACCCCCGGAGCGUGUGCCACCAAAGCGCAAUGGCACUCGAGGAGUUCUCAUCAAGCAAAAACCCUCAGAUAUUUACAAUAGAGACGACGCCUUCACAGAGACCAUUCCGUUUGUGAUCUUGAUUUUCUCCCUGCUGCACAUAUGCAAAGAACUGUUGCAAAUCUACGUUCAGCGUUGGAACUACUUCAAGGACCUGUCUAAUUACCUGGACUGGACCCUUUAUAUCACUACAGCAUUGUUUAUGGUCCCCUAUGUCACAAAUCCAGCCGACCUCGACGAUUGGUUUGGCCGUAUGCAGGAUCCCCGAGUACUUUGGAAUAUUGGAGUUCUUGCAAUCUUCGUGUGCUACACCAACAUGAUGCUGUUUCUCAGAAGAUAUCGCUUGUUUGGCACUUACAUCUCAAUGUAUAUUGAAGUGACGAAGACUGUAUUCCAAGUUAUGGUUGUGUUUAUUUUUCUGGUUCUGGGAUUUGCAUUGGCUUUUUACGUCCUCUUUAAAGAACAGGUAAGUUAGUUCUCAGGUAUUGUUGGGUAAUCAGUUAAUCUUGCGAGAAAAAACAAGAAUUGUGUUAUUAGUUGAUUUAACCCUAAAGAAAAGAUAAGAAAGAAACCAUGAAUUUUGGGAUCGAGAAAACUGUCCCUUUUCCUUAAUAGAGAUUUCUCUUCAAUAGAGCUUGAUACAGAAGCAGAUACAAAGAUUACAUGAACAUUUUCCGGGACCAAAUUUUGGUAUUCUCUGAAUGGAGGUGUCUCACAGGGGAGGUUCCACUGUAUCAAUCAUAUCCAGGAAGACUAUUAGCAAGAUGACGUCAAUUCAGUUCAACUACGUACUAGUAUCCUUUGCUUUGAAGGAUCCGAACUCCCAAAGGUUCUCUUGUUAGAAAAAUAAAUAAUAAGUAAUUAAAAACAAUAAUAAUUGUUAUAAUUACUGUUGAUCGAAGAGCAUUAUGACAGUUACGAAAACGUUUCUCGUUGGAACUGGUGCGGGGCCAGUGUAUGCCCUAUUUAGCCCUCUCGAGGAUAUUUAUAGCUUCAAAUAACCAAAGGUGCUAGAAACACUACGGUCUUGAACACGCUUCACCUCCAAAACAAGAACCUUUUUUCUCCAUUUUUGAUUUCCUCUGUCAGUUGCUGCCUUAAUGUAGGGAGAACCAGAAAAUCGCGUUUUGUUGCCUGGCGAAAACGCAUCGAAACCGGUGCCUUGACUUUUUAAUCUUACCAAUCAUUUCAGGCAACCUGUGACGAUGUUUGGCUCUCCCCUACUUCAAGGUAGUAACACAGUAAGCAGUAGAAGUCUUUUUUUUUCAACGAACGCUGCUCAUUGCACUAAAUUGCCAAGAGUCGACUAAUGCUGUAGCUCCACUGUUAGUAUGCACGUAUAUGUAAACUGCAUGAAACCCAAUUCGAGCGAGCGCUCGAAACGUUAGCUUGUGAAUCAAGUCUAAACUGUGGCCGAUUUGGUUUAUCUGCUCAGUUGGUAAAACCGCAUUUUAUCUCACCAUUAUAAUUCAGAUUGGAUUCCAUACAGUGCAUCAUUCCCUGCUCCGCGUGCUCGUGAUGAUGAUUGGUGAACUGGACUUUGGAUCAACCUUCAUAAGCACCAUUCGCCAGAGGAGUGAAGCGAACAACAAUCCGUUGAAUCCAUUCCCUCCUUUUGGAUUUUUCUUCCUUUUUUUGUGCUUGUUUUUCCUUACUAUCGCUCUGAUGAACCUUUUGGUAAGAAACUAGUUUGAUAUGUAUUUUUAACAGCUGAAAGAAUAGGCUGAGAAAACAGCCAACGUUUCUCGACGCCACCACUGGUUUCCCCGCGAAAUGACGUCUGAGAAACGAGUACGGAAAUUCCAUACUGAUGACCUGUCACUACCCUGAUCUGGGUAGUGCUUCUAAUUGGUUGAAGCAGAUUUCCCUCGUUGCACGACCAAUCAGAAGCACUGACUAGAUCUGGGAAGUAAAACGUCAUUAGUAUGGAAUUUCUGCGCUCUUUCCUCAGACAUCAUUUCGCAGGGAAACCAGCCGUGGCGUCAGGAAAUUUCGCAGGCUGUUUUCUGAGGCUGUUGAACAGCCGCCUGUCGUAGUUUUCUGCGCAUAUGUGGGAUUUUGCGUUUUAAGUCAACAGAAAAAUUUUCAAACUUGACUUUGGCAAGAAAAAAUACUUUUCCAGCUGGUGUCGAUUUCCGUAGAACUGUGUAAGAUAUGUGAAAUUUGUCGGAGAAAUCACAGGUCAUUUGUAAAGGUUCCGCACAGGACUCUCUGUGUCUUCUCAGUCUAAAUCUAAAUGUGGUUUAGUCGGCAACAUCCACGAGGGACAUCACGCCCAACUGCCAAACACUUGGGAUUGCAGAAUAAAUUUAUUAAUGAAGGUAUGAUCCUCACAGUGGUAAUAGACCUUUUCACCGAUACGGCGGCCAAAUUGAAUUAAUUCGAUUUAAGGAGUAUUAUAGGAUGCCCAGGGGGCAUGAGCACAUUUCGUUUGUAUUUUCGAGCGCUUUUCGGGACAUUUUUUCUUAAAGUUUUCUUAGAAUAAGAUUGUAAUGGGAAAAAAGAUCCUUGUGCCGUGUUUGGAUGUAAUAAUGAUCGCCUUUUUCUGGUUUAGUAUUAGAAAUAUGGUGUUUCACUGUAUAUUCCUCGGGAAAAGGCGAUCAUUAUUACAUCAAAACACGGCACAAGGAUCUUUUUUCCACUUACAAUUUUAUUCUAAGAAAACUUUAAGUAAAAAUGUUCUGAAAAGCGCUCGAAAAUACAAACGAAAUGUGCUCAUACCCCCUGGGCAUCCUAUAAUACUCUUUAAAUCGAAUUAAUUCAAUAUGGCCGCCGUAUCGGUAAAAAGGUCUGUUGUAAUUUAAGCAAUUGUAAAUAAACCCGAAAAAAAAUGUCGGGACUUCAACGGGAUUCCAACCCACGGCCUCUGCGUUAGCGCUGCAAUGCUCUACCAUUUGAGCUAUGAAGGCCUUCCACAAGGAGCAGGUCAAUUUGUUGAGUUCAUCUUUACCGUGAAAGGAGUGAAAUAUGAAAAAGAUGUAAGCAGCUGACACCGAAAUACCAAUUUUAAAAGAGGAUAUGAUCGUCGCAGUGGUAAUUGCAAUUACCACUUGUUGGGCAUUACAAGUUGGUUAUUUCCUUGAAACAGCUCGCUCAAGACGGUGUUAGUUAAAGCCGUAAAAGUGCAUUUUAAUGAGAGCCAAAAGAAGCUUUGCGACUACUUCGUACUCUUGUACCGCUAUUUCAAAAAAAACAUUUUAAUAAAGAAAAAACGAAAUAGCCGCAUUUACUGGAACGUUAUAGCCACGGCGCUCAGUUACCCUUAAAGGUUCUCCGAUGUAGCUCGUUUUCGAAGAUGGUGACGUGGGGUUUGCCGAGCAAAAUUCGCUGCGUUCAACAGUUCUUAAUCACAUGUAAUGGGCGGUUGGUAUCAGUGGUCCAAGAAUUAAAAAAUGUUGGGCGCAUGACGUUUUUUUUUUUUCAAAUUUGGCUAGUGCUACUAUUUCAUAACAAGUUAAGCCAAUCAGAAACGGAGAAAUCAUUAUUUUUUGUGACCGAGUCAGACGAUAUACGAAGUUUGCUUUUACAAAUCUUUAUUUUAUAGUACCGUACAAUUUUCCUGUAGGUUGGUCUGGCAGUGGGAGACACCGAGACAAUGAAGAAAUAUGCCACGAUCAAGAGACUUGGGAUGCAACUAGAAUACCAGUUUGAAAUAGAGGAGGCGUAUCCCAAAUACAUCAUCCGAAAGGUUUACGAAAGGGUUUAUGUAGAGAAGCCCAACAAGCUGCCCAGAGUCAAUAGGUAUACCUCAUUUUGACCAAAUCGUAGUAAAGCCUGGUUUUCACCAGCGCAUAAGCAUAAGCACAAGCACAUGCGUAAGCAAGUGAAAACUGGAUCGACAUAAGCAUAAGCACAAGAUAAACGUUCAAGUUCGUUAUUCUUGUGCUUGUACUUAUGUUUAUCUGGUAGCUUUGACUAGUGAAAACUGGGUCGACAUAAGCACAAGAAUAAGCACAAGGCCGUGGGCCAAUCAUAGGUCACUUUGACCCAGACCUCAUGCGAACAUAUCAAAAGCAAUAUGGCGGACGCUUCGUCCGCCAUCUCGUUUAUCAUUGGGUUGAGGAGAGCUGGUAUCGAGAAUUGAGUCAAAUAUGCUAUUCUGCGCGUGCGCAUGUCCUUGUGAAAACCAGGCUUGAAAAAUCGUGUGUGUGUAUGCUCACAUAGAGAAUUCGUUCGUGGAACACUCAUUUAGCUGUCACUACAAGUUUCCAGUCAGUUGUCCUUUUUAUUACGUGUAUUCUAAAUAUCGGUUAUCACGAAGUAGCUUUAGAUAUUUUCAUGCAUUUUGCCUAUAGAUUAAGUGUGACCACGAAAUGGCUUUGGUUGCCAGGAGUCGCUGGGAUACAAAGGCUUUGCCCCGCCUAAUAUUUGUAUUAGCCAUUACUGCCCUGUUGAUCAGUUUUCUUGCUGAGGAUAGGGUUACCGGAAAUUGGAAUUCCCAUAUUGGUGCUAACAUUUAAUUGAAAGGAAAAUACAUUGUAACUUAUUUUACUCCUCAGAAUAAUAGAUUGGCUCCAUGCAAGGUUUGCUGAAGCAGCUCCAGAACCGGUCGAAGAGGGUCAAACAUCUGAAUUUGCUGAACUAAAAGAAGAGAUGUUAAAAAACAAGAAGAGGAUCAAAUCUAUGAUGGCCAUGUUGGAGGCCCAAAACAAUCUACUCAAGAACCUUGCAGCUGUCGUCGACCCCAAAUUUACGGUUCGGGAAGAUGUUGACGGUGUGAGGGGUGCAGCGCGGGCAUCGCUUGAAGGCGUCAUAGAAAGCGAAAUGCCAAAGUAACAUUUAAGCGUCUACUUUACAAGAGGGUAAAAGCUCAUGGAUGCUGCCUUUGAAAGUGUGUUGUGUUAAAUUCUUUAGUUGACAAAAAAAGCACGUGCAAGUCUAUAGCUUACGUUUCAUUCAGCAUUCAUAGCAGUGCUUUUGCAAGGAUUAAAUGUCUAAUGCAUUUUUUGUAAAGGUAACCAGACAAUAAUGAAGCGAAGCUAAAUAUAAAUGGUUUUCUCCGCACCUACACCAGUGCUUUUGGCAGCGUCGUAAUUAACCACUCACAUGAUUUUGUUAAGAUACCAACAAACAGGAAUACACACGUUUUAGUGACAAGAUUUCCUGAUUUUUCUUGGCCACCUGGCGCCAUGGAAUUUUGGAGAGACCCAGUAGUUUGAUUUUGUGCAGUUGUCACAGACACGAGCACGUAACAUAACCUUAUCGAAACUAGAGUGGAAAUAUACGGAGAAAUGUUCUGUUGUUAUUGUAACACAAUUCAGCCCUCUAACCGUGGGCUCUUGGACUCUCCAGAUUUAGAUUCAGUGGCUCCCUUGUUGACGCCCUUGGAGAUGAGGGCGUUGACCUUUAUGGUUAAACAAAGCCUUUCCGUAGGACCUUCGCAUAGCUCUUAUUAGUUUGUACUACUUUGCACAAUAAAAUCGCUUGAGUUUUACAAAGUUUAUCGAAAUGUGCGUUGAAAAGGCUACGAAAAACGCACAACGCAUAUUUAACUCAAUGGAUCAUUUGCGUUGCACAGUAUUUUUAAAUUAAAAUCGGGCCUUCUUGAUUUUAUUUUUUGAUUCGGAACUGUUGGCGCACAUAGCUUUUGAUCCUGGACUUGACCAGGUUUAUCCAUGCUAGUACAUACAUGGCUUGGUAAUCAAUUAAGCUUCGUUAACUGUCAAGGCGUCUGCCUGAAGAGGCAACAGUAAAUAAACAUGGAAGUGAAAAAAACAGUGUUCUUUAAUUAUGUGGUUGAUUGUUUAUGUACAAAACUAGAUUAAAUCGCUCCAAUUGUUCUACAAAAAUACAAACUCUCAAUGCAUUACCAUGCAAAGUUAGCAUCUUAUACAACGCAAAGCAUAUUGUACAGAUACAUAAUAUUGCUCUUCUUAGAAGCUGUGAAGCAGUACCUCUGCGUUACUUUCCAAAGACUAACACCACUCAUUGUCUUACGCUUCUUAAAAGCUGUGAAGCAGUACUCCUGCAUCACUUUGUACCAGCCAAUUGCACUUUUGCAAAGGAAAUUAGGACUAAGAUGUUGAGUGUUACUUUGCACUGG
Porites lobata is the source of this 17157-nucleotide messenger RNA. Lineage: Eukaryota; Metazoa; Cnidaria; Anthozoa; Scleractinia; Poritidae. The record is from the annotation of a GenBank genome assembly.